AAAAUGGCCGCCCAGGAGAAAGCCCCUGACGAGAGGAUUUCCCAGUUUGAUUAUGCUUUGCUCCCAGAGCUGUCUGGUCUUCUAGGCAUAGAUGUGCUUCAAUAUGUAAAGAAACUAGAAGAAGAGCAGCAGAAAGAACGAGAAAAAAUGCAAAAAGGCUUUAAUUCCCAAAUGCGUAGUGAAGCAAAAAGGUUAAAGACUUUUGUGACCUAUGAGGCCUACAGUGCAUGGACACCCCAGGAGAUGGCAGCGGCUGGGUUUUAUUUCACUGGCAUAAAAUCUGGGGUUCAGUGCUUCUGCUGUAGCUUAAUCCUCUUUGGUACCAGCCUCCAGAGACUCCCCAUGGAAGACCAUAAGAAGUUCCAUCCGAAUUGUGAGUUCCUUUUGGGCAAAGAUGUUGGUAACAUUGCCAAGUAUGAUAUAAGAGUGAAGAAUCCAGAGAACAAGUUGAGGAGGGAUGACAAAGCAAGAUACCAAGAAGAGAAGGCCAGACUCAAAUCCUACAAGAAAUGGCCAUUUUAUGCCCAAGGGACAGCCCCAAGGGAGCUCUCAGCUGCUGGCUUUGUCUAUACAGGUAAACGUGACACUGUACAGUGCUUUUCCUGUGGUGGCUGUUUAGGAAAUUGGGAAGAUGAUGAUGAUCCCUGGAAGGAACAUGCCAAGUGGUUCCCCAAAUGUGCAUUUCUUCAAAGUAAGAAAUCCUCAGAGGAAAUUACCCGGUAUAUUCAAAGCUACAAGGGAUUUGUUGGCGUCACGGGAGAACAUUUUGUGAAUUCUUGGGUCAAGAGAGAUUUACCUAUGGCUUCAGUGUGUUGCAAUGGCAGCAUCUUUGCUAAUGAAGAACUCCGACUGGACUCUUUCAAGAACUGGCCCCAGGCAUCCCCUGUGGGAGCUGCAGCUCUGGCCAAAGCAGGUUUUUUCUACAUAGGUAAAAGCGACACCGUACAGUGUUUUUCCUGUGGAGGAUGUUUGUAUAAGAUGGAGGAAGGUGAUGACCCAUUAGAGGAACACACCAAAUAUUUUCCUAAUUGUCAGUUUCUCCAAAAUAUGAAGUGCUCUGCAGAAGUGAUUCCAGACCUUCAGAGCCAUGGUGAACUUUCUGACUUAACGGAAACUACAAGUGAAAGCAAUCUUGAAGAGUCAGCAGUGAGUUCUGCAGUGCCAGAGGUGGCCCAUGGUGAAGCCCAGUGGCUUCAGGAGGCAAAGAGUCUGAGUGAGCACCUGAGAAAAGCCUACACCAGUGCCCCUUUCUGCUACAUGUCUUUGCUUGAGGUCUCUUCCUGUCUAGCCACCGAUCAGCUGCUGAAUUGUGAUCUGUCCCUUGCUUCAAAACACAUCAUCGAUACUGUGCAGGAGCCUGUGGUGUUGCCUGAGGUCUUUGCUAACUUGAACUCCAUCAUGUGUGUGGAGGGUGAAGCUGGUAGUGGAAAGACGGUCCUCCUGAAGAAAAUAGCUCUUCUAUGGGCAUCAGGAUGCUGUCCCUCGUUACACAGGUUCCAGCUGGUUUUCUACAUCUCCCUUGGCUCUACCAGACCAGACCAGGGGCUGGCCAAUGUCAUUUGUGACCAACUCCUAGAGACAGAAGGAUCUGUUACUGAAGUGGGCCUGAGGAACAUCAUCCAGCAGUUAAAGAACCAGGUGUUAUUCCUUUUGGAUGACUACAAAGAGAUGUGCUCAAUCCCCCAAAUCAUAGAGAGGAUGAUUCAAAAAAACCAUUUGUCAAGGACCUGCUUAUUGAUUGCUGUCCAUACAAACAGGGCCAAGGACAUCCGCCGAUACCUAGAUACAAUUCUAGAGAUCAAAGCGUUUCCCUUCUGUAAUACCAUCUAUAUAUUACGGAAGCUCUUUCCAGAUGAUUUGACCCGUCUGCGAAAGUUUAUGAUUGACUUUAGAAUGAAUGAAACAUUGCUGGAAAUUCAGAAAACUCCCUUCUUCGUAGCAGCAGUCUGUGCUAAUUGGCUUCGGUAUCCUUUUUGUCAGUCCUUUGAUGAUGUGGCUGUUUUUAAGUCCUAUAUAGAAUGCCUUUUCUUGAAGCACAAAGCUGCAGCUGACCGUCUCAAAGCAAUUGUGUCCUCCUGUGGUGAGCUGGCCUUGAAAGGGUUUUUUUCAUCUUGCUUUGAGUUUAGUGAUGAUGAUCUCAUAGAAGUAGGGAUUGGUGAAGAUGAAGAUCUAGCCAUGUACCUCAUGAGCAAAUUCACAGCCCAGAGACUGAGGCCAGUCUAUCAGUUUUUGAAUGCUUCAUUCCAAGAAUUUCUUGCUGGGAUGAGGCUGACUGAACUCCUGGAUUCAGAUAGGCAAGAGGAUCAAGAUUUGGGACUUCAUUAUUUGAAACAAAUUAACUCAACCAUGAUGGCUGUAGGUCCCUAUGAAAAAUUUUUGAACUAUGUCUCUUGCCACCCUUCAACAAAGGCAGGGCCAACAAUUGUAUCCCAAUUGCUUCUUUUGGUGAAUAAUCAAGAGACACUGGAGAAUAUAUCUGAAAAUGAUGACUACCUGAAGCAUCAUCCAGAGAUUUCAGAGAAGAUGCAGUAUCUCAGGGUGUUGUGGCAACUCUCUCCAGAAGGUUACCUUUCACUGGUUUCAAAACAUUUACUGGCUCUGGCUGUAAAAAUUGCUUAUCAAAGCAACACUGUUGCUGCCUGUUCUCCAUUUAUUUUGCAGUUCCUUCGAGGGAGAACCCUGUCUCUGAGUGUACUUAAGUUACAGUAUUUUUUUGACCACCCAGAAAGCCUGUUAUUGUUGGGGAGCGUCCAGGUCUCCAUAAGCGGAAAUAGGUUACCCAAAUCAGAUAUUUCAUUACUGGGAGACUUUUUAGACAAAUCCCAGGCACCAACUAUAGAUCAGGACUAUGCUUCUGCCUUUGAACUUGAGAGUGAAUGGAAGCAGAAUUUAGUUAAAAAAGAGGAAAACGUGAACAGUUUUCUGAACAUGCAACUCAAGGCACCAGCAGAUAUCAGCACUGGCUAUUGGAACCUUUCUCCAAAGCAGUACAAGAUUCCCCUUCUGGAAGUUCAUGUGACUGAUGCUGAUGCUGUGGAUCAGGAGAUGCUAAGGUUUCUAACGAAAGUUUUCUCAGCUUCACAGCACAUUGAACUCCACUUGACCAGAUGCAGCGGUUUUAUUGAAAGCAUCCGCCCAGCUCUUGAGCAGUAUAAGGCCUCGUUCACCAAGUGCUCCAUAAGCCAAUCUGAGCUGAGUGCAGUAGAACAGGAAUUGCUUCUCACUCUGCCUUCCCUAGAAUCUCUUGAAGUCUCAGAGACAACCCAUCUACAAGAUCAACUCUUUCUUAGUUUGGACAAGUUCUUGUGCCUGAAAGAACUGUCUGUGAAUCUGGAUGAUAAACGAGAUGUUUUUUUAGUCAUUCCUGAAGAAUUCCUAAAUCUCCACCAUAUGGAGAAAUUAUUGAUCCGAAUUUUAGCUGAAUACGGUCCUUCCAAACUAGUCAAAUUAAUUCAGAAUUCUCCAAACCUUCGUGUUUUCCAUCUGCAAUGUAAUUUCUUUUCGGAUCUUGAGUCUCUCAUGACUGUACUUGCUUCGUGCAAGAAACUUGAAGAAAUUAAGCUUACUGGACCAUUUUUUAAAGCCGCCCCAUUUGUCAUUGUUUUACCAAAUUUUAUUUCUCUGAAGAUAUUAAAUCUUGAGCACCAAUAUAUUCCUGAUAAGGAAACAGCUGAAAAAUUUGCCUACACUUUAGGUUCUCUAAAUAACCUGGAAGAAUUGAUCCUUCCUACUGGGGAUGGGAUUCAUCAAGUGGCCAAACUGAUCAUCCAGCAAUGUCAGCAUCUUCAAGGUCUCCGCAUUCUCUCAUUUUUCCAGACUUUGGAUGAUGACAGCGUCGUGGAAAUUGCCAAGGUAGCAAUCAAUGGAGGUUUCCAGAAACUUGAGAAUCUUAAUCUUUCAAUCAACCAUAAGAUUACAGAGGAAGGAUACAGAAACUUCUUUCAAACACUGGACAACAUGCCCAACUUGCAAGAGUUAACAAUUUCCAGGCAUUUCAAAGAAUGUAUCAAAGCUCAGGCCACAACAGUCAAGUCUUUGAGUCGAUGUGUGUUACGACUGCCAAGACUCACUAGACUUAACAUGUUAAGUUGGCUCCUGGAUGCAGAAGACAUCACACUGCUUACUGCCGUGAUAGAAAGGCAUCCUCUAUCUAAACACUUCACCCUUCACUGGAAAUGGGUACUGCCAUUCUCUCCAAUCAUUCAGAAAUAGAAGAUUUAGCUAAAAACUGCUAAAUCAAGAAAAAUUUUGUCAACAAUUAAAAAAACCUAAUUUUCCAAAAACUUAUUAAAUACUGCAUACAAAAGAAUAAAAUGCAUAAGGCACAUAAUAAAAAAACCAAACACCUGCUUACCCAUUACUGAGCUUAAGAAACAGAUUAUUACCAGUAACUCUUUAGUCCCUAAAUGAUCCUCCCCAACCAAAGAUCAGACCUUUAAUCAAGUUUACGCAUCUAACUCUUCAUUACCCAGGGUCAGCAUCGGGCUUUCAGGCUAACUAUGGUGAACAGUAACAAACAAAGCCACAGAGAAGGGGGUAGGGAGAGGUGUACCAAUCUAUCUUAAAGCCGCAAUAUGAAAGGUGUAGUCAAGUUAUUAGAAAAUGGCUAACUUAAGGACUGAAUCACUUUCACACAUAGGUGAAACAAGAUAUUCCUUAAUCCUUGUAGGGUCUGUUUUGUACAUUUAAUUAACUUUGGUAUAGUAGGGUUUACUUACACCUUCCCUUUACCAACUGUGUUGGAUAUGAAGAAAUAGGAUUUAGGGAAAAUGCUUGUAUUCUAGAGGCUUUUGAUUCAAUGCUUAUUGUAGAAGCAAAAAAGUAUAGAAUAGAAUUUAGCAUUAUUGGAAAUUAGCUAAAUCUGUGUUUUCAAGAAUCUUGAGUAUCAGUGUUUUUUUUUAGAUAACCAUGUUUGAGUCCAACAUAUGCAUUUAUAAUGGCCUUAAAAUUUUCUUAUGAAUCCACUUUGCUCAGGGAGAACAUAUUUUGUGAGUGACUUCAUAAUGUUCAAGGUAUUACAUUUGAUGUGAAUGUCUACAUCUGUGCCUGUGUCCAAAAUUUCAUUCCUACCAGUUAAUCAACAGUUUUCUGAAUGGUUAGAAGGCCAAUCCAAAUUCAUAAUGCUAGUAUAAGUUGGAAAACCAUUCUUUUACCUUAAUUUUUAUUUUUACCAUGAAACACAGGGAUGGUAUUUAUGGUAUGAUUCCAUUUGUUUAAAAGCUAUACUCUCAUGUUUCUAGAUGCAUUAAGAAUUUCUGGAAGAAUACACAAGAAAAUGUUAAUAGUGGUAAUUAUUUUAAGUGGGUAGAAAGGGGACAGGAAGGCAUUCGUUUUUACUUUUGUCCUUUUUGUACUGCUUUCUGUUUUACAAGUAGCUGUUUUUAUGUUUAUAUUUAAAAUAAAGCAUAAAACUAGCAUUACAACAUUAAUAGUUGCUCUGGAGGGUGAGAUUACUAGAAAGUGGGAUGGAUUAUCUUCUUGUCUGAUUUUAUAUCCAAUGCUUUUGUAAUCAGAAAGGUUUUAAGUUUUGUAUCAGAGUCCAAUCAGGAGAUAGAAACCACACAGUAAUUUGGGGAAAGUUUACUAUAAAGAGUUAUUCACUGUAACAGGAAACUGGAGGAAUGAGGAUUGAUUAUGAAAUUGAGAACUCUAAGCAGGUAUAGGGAAUAGCUUAUGGCUCUUCAUGCUAGGCUGAGACAGAGCACCCAAAGAAAGUACCCCAGGGCUGAGAUCUACAUUUCGACAGAGAAGGCACAGCCAUGGACAAUAGAGAGGUUGGCUUAAUUAAAGAGGUGCAGCCCAAGAAGAUAUAAGCUUGGAGCACUUUGCUUAGAAAGUGUCUUGGGGGUGCCAGGGAAAGCCAUCCACGUGGGGCUGCUGAGUGCUGCUGGCCACUGGGCACUGCUGAAGGCAGGCGCUGCACAAGGCUGCAGAAACCAUGUGCUGCAGGUGUCUGCUAGAGAGGCACACUGGACCCAAGAAAAGAAGUCCCUUGCCCCUCCUGUGUCUCACCAGCACCCUCUACUGACAAAGCUUUAUACUGUACCUGCUGACAAGGGAGGGGUAGUUACAGAGUCCAGAUUCAUUACUGCAGAGUAGGCAGUGAAGGCUGGAUUUGGACAUGAAGGCAAUAAUGUCAUAAGUGGUACAAGUAUUAUUACAUUUCAUAGUUCAAACCUCAAGGAAAAAGAAUCUAGUUAAAUUUAAGAUUGACUGAGAACAUAUAUGUACAUGCAUGUUCAUACCUUCAUAGAAAACUUCUUAAAUAAGAAACUGUAAAUGAUGAUAGAUUCCAGGGAGGGGAGCAGGAUAGCUAGUGGACACAGUAGGGAGGUUCAUUUUAUCCUGCAUAUAAUCAUCUGAAUUCUG
Messenger RNA from Kogia breviceps (pygmy sperm whale), 6369 nucleotides. It is a transcript of the gene NAIP, whose product is annotated as NLR family apoptosis inhibitory protein. Gene Ontology annotation, molecular function: ATP binding; ATP hydrolysis activity; cysteine-type endopeptidase inhibitor activity involved in apoptotic process. Gene Ontology annotation, biological process: defense response to bacterium; inflammatory response; detection of bacterium. NCBI's taxonomy places the organism in Eukaryota, Metazoa, Chordata, Mammalia, Artiodactyla, Physeteridae. The record is from RefSeq and is a predicted model, not a curated record. Gene Ontology annotation, cellular component: IPAF inflammasome complex.